Molecule: messenger RNA, 1509 nt
Organism: Morus notabilis
Lineage: Eukaryota; Viridiplantae; Streptophyta; Magnoliopsida; Rosales; Moraceae
Product: cytochrome P450 81E8
Exons: 2
Coding region: 1-1509 (502 amino acids)
Molecular function (GO): heme binding; iron ion binding; oxidoreductase activity, acting on paired donors, with incorporation or reduction of molecular oxygen
Source: RefSeq, a predicted model, not a curated record
AUGUUCCUCUACUUGUUGUACUUUCUAGUCCUAUAUGCCAUGACCAAACACUUUCUCAACAAGAUCCAAAACCUACCACAAAGCCCUUUUCCCGUCCUUCCCAUAAUAGGCCAUCUCUACCUUUUCAAAAACCCCCUCCAUCGAUGUCUCUCCAAACUAUCCGACCGGUACGGUCCUAUACUUUUCCUCCAGUUCGGCUCUCGACCGGUCCUCCUCGUCUCCUCUCCAUCUGCGGCCGAGGAAUGCCUAACAAAAAACGACAUCAUCUUCGCCAACCGUCCUCAUUUACUCGCUGGGAAACACCUCGGAAACAACUACACAAACCUCACGUACGCCUCCUACGGGGACCACUGGAGAAACCUCCGCCGAAUAGCAACCCUCGAAAUUCUGUCCUCGCAUCGCGUCCAAAUGCUCUCCCACAUACGCGCCGAUGAGGUUCGCUCGCUGAUCCGACAGCUCCUGCGCUCUGAUCAGAAUCAGGCGGUGGAAAUGAAGCCGCUAUUUCUCGAGCUGAUGCUGAACAACAUGCUGAGAAUGGUCGCUGCCAAGCGUUACUAUGGUGAGAGCGUUGAAGAUAUUGAGGAAGCCAAGAAAGUUCAUAAGAUCGUGACUGAUGGAAAUCUUUUGGGCGGAACGUCGAAUAUUGGUGAUUUUUUGCCGUUACCGAAAUGGAUUUUUAGUGGAGGGGAUGUGAAGAGUUUGAUUGAGCUGCAGAAAAAGAGAGUGAGUUUCAUGCAAAGCCUUAUUGAAGAGAGGAGGAAAAUAUUGACAAGCCACGGAAGUUCAAUCUCUGAAGAGAUGAAGACGAAAUGCAUGAUUGACGUUUUAUUGUAUCUGCAAGAAUCGGAUCCUGAGUCUUAUUCGGAUGACAUUAUCAGAGGACUCAUGCAGACUUUAAUUACCUCAGGAACAGAUUCUUCAGCUGGAACCAUGGAGUGGGCAAUGUCCUUAUUGCUGACCAACCCAGAAGUUCUGAAAGAGGCACAAAAUGAAUUGGAUCAUUGCGUAGGACAUGAUCGCCUAGUUAAUGAGUCUGAUUUGCCUAAACUUUCAUAUCUUCAUUGUAUUAUAAAAGAGACAACGCGGUUGUAUCCUGCCGGUCCGUUGAUACCGCAUGAAUCAUCAGAAGAGUGCACAGUAGGCGGUUUUCGCAUACCACGUGGCACCAUACUAUUGAUUAAUUUAUGGGCCAUACAACAAGAUCCGAAGCUAUGGGACGAGCCAACCAGAUUUAAGCCGAAGAGGUUUAAACAAAGUGAAGGGGUGAUGAGAGAUGGAUUCAAAUACAUGCCUUUUGGGUCCGGGAGGAGGGGUUGUCCUAGUGAGAAUUUAGCCAUGCGUAUGCUAGGACUAACUUUGGCAUCACUAAUUCAGUGUUUUGAGUGGGAAGUGGGGAGCGAGAAGAUAGACAUGACAGAAAAGUUAGGAAUCAGCUUGUGCAAGGCUAAUUCGUUACAAGCUAAGUGCCGACCACGUCCAAUUAUGGCGAAUGUCCUUUAUCGAAUAUGA